AUGAGACCAACGCCGCAAUGCGUAUACAAUUCUCGGCGAGCUCUCUACCGUGUCUUUGUCUCCCCGUCUGAAGCACCGGCUCUUUGCACCGUCUCGCGACUACAGCUCUCCGCGCGCCCGGCAUCGCACAGGAAUGCCCUCUCGGCAACCCAUGUCCGGGGAUACGCGGCCAAGCCGCCGGCCCGCGGGCCUCGCGGCCGGACCUCUGUCGCCGCCGCAGAACAGCUCGCCCACGACAACCGCGGCUUCGACAAGCGCUACACGACGCAGCAGGACAUUGCGCGCUCGGGACGCGACCGCCCGCCGCAGGACCACGAGAUCACGGACCCGCAGAUCAUGGUCAUUGACAACGGCGCCACCGAGGGGCCGCUCGCCACGUCCUUUGUCCUCACCAGGCUCGAGCCGCACGAAUCCCUGCGCAUGGUCCAGCCGUACGUCCCUGCGGAUCCCAAGAACGGCCGUCGCGGCGCCCAGCUGGCCGUGUGCAAAAUCGUCAACAAGCGCGACGAGUACGAGCGUCAGAAACAGCUAAAGGAGAAGAAGAAGGCGGCUGUGGGCAAGCCCAAGACCAAGGAGCUGGAGCUGACGUGGGCGAUUGGGGAGCAUGAUUUGGCCACCAAGAUGCGGCAGAUGGGGCAGUUCCUGGGCAAGGGGAUGAAGGUGGAGGUUCUGGUGGCGAAGAAGAAGGGCGGCAAGCAGGUCGAUGGGAAGGAGGCCGAGGGCGUGGUGAGGAGGAUUCGGGACGAGGUUGACAAGGCCGGCGGCAGAGAGGGGAAGAGUGCGUCUGGGGCCGUUGGGGGAACGUAUCGCAUGUACUUGGAGGGGAAGCAGAAUUAA
This is a messenger RNA of Metarhizium acridum CQMa 102, 837 nucleotides long. RefSeq lists its product as uncharacterized. NCBI's taxonomy places the organism in Eukaryota, Fungi, Ascomycota, Sordariomycetes, Hypocreales, Clavicipitaceae. The record is from RefSeq and is a predicted model, not a curated record. Gene Ontology annotation, cellular component: mitochondrion. Gene Ontology annotation, molecular function: translation initiation factor activity; ribosome binding. Gene Ontology annotation, biological process: ribosome disassembly; mitochondrial translational initiation.